This is a messenger RNA of Python bivittatus (Burmese python), 2022 nucleotides long. The record is from RefSeq and is a predicted model, not a curated record. Lineage: Eukaryota; Metazoa; Chordata; Lepidosauria; Squamata; Pythonidae.
AUGGAUGGACGGCUGGAGGUGAAGGUGCUGGGCCCGGCCCACCCGUCAGAGCUGGCGUUCAUCCUGGAGCCGAGCGACAUGAUUGCCGUCCGGGAUCGCCCGUUGGUCCUCCACUGCCAAGUGGAAGGCGAGGCGCCCAUCAGCAUCACCUGGUACCACAACGGGGUGGCCCUCUCCAACGACAGCCGCACCGCCCUCUUGGCCAACGGAUCCUUGCGGCUGGAAAGCAUCCAGCGUCCGCCCCGGGGAGGAAACCCCAGCCAAGACCCUUCCAAUUCCAGCGCCGGGGAGUUCAGCUGCGCCGCCCAGAACUGUUAUGGCUUGCUGGUCAGCCGCAAGGCUCGGAUCCAGAUCGCCACUCUAUCCAAGUUCCACAUGCACCCAGAAUCAAUGUCGGUUGAAGAGGGUGGCGUCGCUCGCUUCCAGUGCUUUGUCCAGGGGGUCCCAGAAGCCACGAUAACGUGGGAACACAACCAGACGGCGCUGAUGACGGAUGAUUAUCGAUUUACACUUCUCCCCACGGGCAUCCUACAGAUCACCGGCGUGAGACGUUCUGACGUGGGCACCUACCGUUGCGUGGCGAGGAACAUUGCCAACACUCGCUACAGCCAGGAGGCCACCCUCAGCAUCAGCGGUGAGCAGGUGUCGGUGCCCAAGGUCUUUAAAGAGCCGGUCAUCUUGUCAGGACCGCAGAAUCUGACCAUUACGGUACACCAGACCGCCAUUCUUGAAUGUAUCGCUACGGGGAAUCCUCGCCCUAUUGUGUCCUGGAGUCGCUUGGAUGGGCGUUCCAUUGGCGUGGAAGGGAUCCAGGUUCUCGGAACUGGCAAUCUCAUGAUCUCAGACGUGUCGGUGAAGCACGCUGGGGUCUAUGUUUGUGCUGCCAACCGUCCCGGCACUCGUGUGCGCCGCACGGCACAAGGUAUCCUGAUGGUGCAAGCACCACCAGAGUUUGUGCAGUGGCCUCAAUCCCUCUCCAAAACGCCUGGCACCAGCGCCAUCUUCACCUGCGUGGCCCAGGGUGUGCCCGAACCCCACCUGAUCUGGCUGAAGAACGGGAAAGUCUUGGCCCCUGGCGAAAACAUCAAGCUCACCCACAACAACAGCACCCUGAUGAUCCAGGCCAUCACGUCCGCUGACGAGGCCAUCUACCAGUGCAUCGCGGAGAACAGUGCGGGCACCAACCAGGCCAGUGCCCGGCUGGCCGUGGCCCUGUCCAAGGAUCUGCCCAGCUCCCCGGAAGGCGUGGAAGCCACGGCCCUCUCCACCACCUCCAUCCGUGUCUCCUGGCUGGAGCCGUCCCGGGACGUGACCGAGGCCAUUAUCGGCUAUGUGCUUCACAUCCGCAAGGCGGGAGUCCCUGCCGCCGUGGGCUUUUUCACCAAGAUCCUGAACGUCAGCACCAUCCAGGUGUUUUUAGAGCUGCCCUUGAAGCCCGGCGGGAUCGAAGGGUUCAAACUUUACCUUCGGAAGCUGCCCAGUGCCCACUACGAGGGGCCUCAGAUCUUGCCUGGCACGGCCAACUCCUUUAUCUACAGCAACUUGGAACCGGCAGCCACCUACGAGAUCAAACUCCAGGCGUUCAACGGGAACGGUGACGGGAACAGUAGCGUGCGAUUUGUCUCACUCCAGGAGAAUUCAGAGAGGCUGGAUGCCAACUCGGUUUGCCAAUGCAGGCAAGACGGGGACGCCUCCCUUGCCGGCAUCGUGGUGGGUGUUCACAUCGGCAUGGCGUGCAUUAUUUUUUGCGUGCUCUUCCUGAUGUUCGGCUACCGCAAGAGCCUCUUCUGUAAGAAAGGAGCGCAGGAAAAUUGGACUGUCCCGCAAGGAACCGAAUUGGUGCCAACCGGCUCCCAGGAUCCUCCUCUUACCCCACGCAAGCCGGAGAGCAGGGCGAAGCCUCCAGAAAUGGUGGAACUGGUGUCUCGGAACAGCUCCUCCUCAGACGGACACACCACCCGGGACGGUCCUCAUUUUGAAGUCACCGUUGAGCGCUGCCUUCCGUCCCAGCCCAGCGGUUAG